Molecule: messenger RNA, 2289 nt
Organism: Acanthosepion pharaonis
Lineage: Eukaryota; Metazoa; Mollusca; Cephalopoda; Sepiida; Sepiidae
Source: the annotation of a GenBank genome assembly
AUGUCAUCUGAAACUUAUGCUGGAGUAAUACAAUCAAAUGAAAACCAAUUAUUAGCACCAGAACUUGAAGAACAAUGUCUCCAUUUUUUAUCCAAGAAUAUGUGGGGUAUGUUGUGCGAAUUGUUGAAAGAGAAUGAGUCCAACCAGGAGGCCAUAGUCAAAUUUAUGGAUAGUUUGUUAGAUGGUGAAUAUGAAGCCAAUGUUCUCAGACGGCAUCCUAAUUUACAUUUCAAAGACACUAGGAGCAUAAUAAAAAAAUGGCUGUGGAAAAUAUUAAAAAUGUAUAAAUUCCCAAAAGGAAUUUGUCCAAAUUUGUUGUCCUCCCACAGAAUGGGUUUUAUCUCACAUACAUUCCAUCAGUACCAAAGACAGCAAACUAGUCAUUACAAUUGGAGAGAACUUGUUUUGCAUACUGCUGGAAACUGCAAACGGACUCAGAGGCGAGUUGUAAAUAUGCUGCUUGGUUUAGGAAUGAUUCAAGAAGCUGCUCGGUUUGCCAAUGACUUCCAGUUUGAUGAUGAUGAAUUUACAAGUGAACUGCAGAAGGAAAGACAAAACUACAGUGAGAAACCCAAGGAGGAUUUUGUGGAGGAGGUGCUUUGGAGUUUAGCUGAUGAACUGGACAAAGGUGAACCUGAAAAUAUUGCUAAUCCGUUCCACACAUUCCCAUACCCUAGGCCAGCUAUAAAGUUACUUAACAACAAACAAGAGUUUUUGAACUGUGUUAGUCAUUUAUCACAACCAGGGUUAGUGGUUGGUGUUGACACUGAAUGGCAAACUUUGUUUGAUUGUACAAUGGAUAAAGAUUGUAUUGCCCUGAUCCAGUUGGCCACUUUAGACACUGUGUACAUUCUUGAUGUAAUUAGUUUAAUUACCCUCCUUUCAUCUGAUGAUUGGAUUCACUUUUUUCAUCAAGUCUUUUGUAAUGACAAUGUCAUCAAAUUAGGUUAUGGUUUGUCACAAGACUUUAAAAUUUUAAAGCAUACAUUUCCUUACAUCAACACUGAGGAGUUUGUACAAAUUAUUGACCUACAGAACACAAUGGAUAAGAAAGUGUGUGGCCAAAACAAAAAUGAUGCUAAAGACAUAAUAAGGAAAAGAAAGCAUAAAGGCCUCAGUGGACUAACUGAAGACUAUUUGUUUAAACCCUUGGAUAAAACUUACCAAGUAUCCUGUUGGUCAAAACGUCCAUUAUGUAAAUCACAGGUUCUUUAUGCAGCCUUAGAUGCCUUUGUAUUGCUGCAAUUGUAUGAAAUAGCCUUGGAAAAAAAAAUUGAUUUAAGUACAGAAAAUACAAGUCAAUCUUCAUCUACAACAUUAGAGCAAAUGUUUCCAAAUGAUGUGGAUUGUGACAAGAAAAUGGACAUGGAGUCCACAACAUGUGAUAAGGAAGAAACCAGUUGUGAUUUUGACUACAACAAUAGUAGCAGUAGUCAAUGUUCACUUUCAUCCGGCCAGCACAAUGUUCCUGCCAUUUCUCCUCACAGUUUACGUGUCAUUGUUGAUACCAUGUUACAAGGGUUGGGAUGGAGUCUCCGCAGUGUUGGAGUUGACACUCUCAUCUUGAAAAAUGGUCAAAGCCAUAAAGAUGCCAUUGCUUUGGCAAUCCGGGAGAAUCGUGUUGUUCUGACUUCAGGCAAAGUAUAUCAAAUGUUCUGUGCCAGACUUGGAGAAGACAACUGUUACUGUGUAGCAAACAACAAAGCCAAGAAACAAUUACAAGAUGUUUUGGAACAUUUCAAUGUAAGAGUCCAGAAACAAGAUAUCUUGAGCAGGUGCCAGCUCUGCAAUUCAAAGACAUUCAUCUUAGUUGAAUCAGAAAAAAUGCGAAUUCUAAAAGAAGUUAAAUCUCAACAACAAAAAUGUUCACCAGACAAGGCGUGGUCUUCCAAUCCAAAUGGUUUUGGGAGCCCAGAGUUCAUUCCUGAUCCUGAUGUAUCUGCUUGCAAAUUAAUGCCCAUAUUGAAAGAUGUCAGUGUCAGAAGUGGUCCAAUUGUGGAGGAUGAGCAUUUCAUUGACAUGAACACCGCCAUCUUUCGCAACAGUGGUGUACCCAUCCAGUUGGAAUAUAUACCAGAUUGUUUAUUUGAUGAGAACAAACUGUUUUACUGCUGUGUCAGUUGUGGCAAGGUAUACUGGGAUGGCUGCCAUUAUGAGCGUGUGAUUAAUCAGCUCAAUGGAUUGAUCCCUUUACACAAUGACAACAAACAAGACCCAAGUAUUUAUGACAUCCUCCUCCAAACCAACACCCAUUCUACUGAACCGCCUGUAAUCAACCAACUCUCAUAA